Elgaria multicarinata webbii is the source of this 2530-nucleotide messenger RNA. RefSeq names its product protocadherin gamma-C5-like. Gene Ontology annotation, biological process: homophilic cell-cell adhesion. The record is from RefSeq and is a predicted model, not a curated record. The transcript has a single exon. Gene Ontology annotation, molecular function: calcium ion binding. Bases 70 to 2472 code for a protein of 800 amino acids. Lineage: Eukaryota; Metazoa; Chordata; Lepidosauria; Squamata; Anguidae. Gene Ontology annotation, cellular component: plasma membrane.
AGACAGCACCUGCAAUGGCAAGUAAGAGCUUUGCUUUUGGUUUCUGUCUCUCUCCAGAGUGCUGGGGAGAUGACCCAGCUCCAUUAUUCUAUUCCCGAGGAGCUUGCUCCUGGGGCCUUUGUGGGGGAUGUGGCUAAAGAUUUGGGUCUGGAGGCUCCCCAGGUGGUCUCCCGACAGCUGCAGAUCAUGGCUGGCUCUGCUGAAAAGUACUUCGAAGCGAAGGCUCAGAGCGGUCUCUUGGUAGUGAAAGAGCGGCUGGACCGAGAGCAGCUUUGCGGGCCCAUGUUGCACUGUCUGUUGUAUCUGGAGCUCAUGCUUGUAAACCCAACAGCCUCCCACCGUGUGGAAGUAGAGAUCCUGGAUGUGAAUGACAAUGAUCCUGUUUUCCUUACCACUCUCACCCAUUUGGAGAUUGCAGAGUCUGCAAUGCCAGGGGCCCGCUUCCCCCUGGAGAGUGCGGAAGAUUUAGACAUUGGUACGAAUUCAAUUAGCACCUACCAUUUGAAUCCACGUGGACAAUUCAGCCUGAACAUCAAGUCUAAUAAAGGCAGCAGCAAACCUGAACUGAUUUUAGAGAAGGCACUGGAUAGAGAGCAACAGCAGCUUCACCAUUUGGUGCUGACAGCCCUGGAUGGAGGAGUUCCUGCGAAAUCUGGAACUACUAAGAUUGUAGUGUCAGUUAUAGAUGCCAAUGACAACCCACCUGUCUUUAAUCAGUCAGUGUACAAAGUUAGCCUACUAGAAAAUGCCCCUGUGGGAGCACUGGUGGUACAUUUGUAUGCUACAGACAAGGAUGAAGGUCCAAAUGGGAAAGUUUCUUAUUCCUUCAGCAGCCACACUCCACAGAAGGUCAAGAGAAUUUUCAGCCUUGGUGAAGAAACCGGGGAGAUAAGAGUCAUGGGAAGCGUGGACUAUGAAGAUGAAACUUCUUAUGAAAUCGAUGUGAGAGCCAGAGACCAAGGAUCGCCUUCCAUGGAUACACACUGCAACAUCUUAGUGGAGAUAGCAGAUGUGAAUGAUAAUGCACCACUAAUUAGGUUUACUUCCCUCACUACUACCAUACCAGAAGAUGCUCCUCCGGGUACCACAGCAGGACUCUUCAGAGUCAGUGAUGGUGAUUCUGGGCAAAAUGGGGAAGUACAGCUUCAUCUUCCUGCAGACAUCCCCUUCCAGAUUGUACCUUCUUUUAAGAACCACUAUUCUUUGAUCACUCGUGGCCCUCUGGAUCGGGAGGAAUUUUCACAGUAUAAGGUUACAAUCACAGCCACAGAUGCUGGUUCUCCACCUCUUUCAAGCCAGAGCAAUUUCCUUGUAAACAUAUCUGAUCUUAAUGAUAACCCACCGCGCUUCUCACAGUCGGCAUACCAGACCCUUGUACCCGAGAACAACCCUCUAGGGAUGCCAGUCAUUUCUGUAUCUGCCUUUGACCCUGAUCUGGGCCAGAACUCACAGCUUUCUUACUUUUUGGUGGACCACUUUAUAAAUGGAAUGCCCAUUUCCUCCUACGUCUAUGUCAUGGACAAUGGCACCAUCUACAGUGGCUGUUCAUUUGACUAUGAACAAACCCAACAACUGGUUUUCCAGAUCCAAGCUAAGGACAGCGGUAACCCUCCCCUUAGCACCAAUGUGACUAUCUACAUCUUCAUCAUAGACCAGAAUGAUAAUACUCCUCUUAUUAUCUACCCUGUGACCAAGAAGGGGGUCCUUGUCCAGCAGCCAGUACCUUUUUCUGCACAAGAAGGUUACUUAGUAACCAAAGUCACAGCUGUGGAUGCAGAUUCUGGACAGAAUGCAUGGGUUUCUUAUAAGCUGCAACAAGCCACAGACCGAAAGCUUUUCAAAAUCUCAGCAUAUACCGGAGAGAUCCGAACUCUCCGAGCUCUUCUGGAACAAGAUGCCCUUUCCCAAGAGCUUGUUGUUGAAGUCUUGGAUAAUGGGAUACCACCCCUGUCUGCCACAGUCACUCUGAUUCUUAAUCUAGAGCCUGAGCAUGAAUUGGUCAUGGAAGAUCUCAGAAAGUCCAGCAUGGAACAGGAUGGUCUGUCCCACCUGACUUUGCAUCUCAUUAUUGCUCUGAUCAUAAUCUCAGCACUUUCUACUUUGGCUUUUAUAUUUUUAGCUGUGAAAUGUCUUAAAAGACUGAGAGCACGACACUCAGCUGUUGCUUGGAACAGUGACCUGAAGGGAAGAAACCCCAUGCCAUUGGAAGGACAAUUUGACACUUUUUCAAUACACUUGAGCCCAGAGGAAAAAAUUGAGUUUCCUACAGCAUUCAUUGGGGGAGAUAUUGUUUCUCCUUUAACUCUCCUGAGACCUGGUCAGACUCGCUUUUCAGAAGGGAGAAACUUCAGGAUUGCAAAUCCAGUUACUCAACAGGAUAUCAACAACACAGAUACUCUUCUGGCCAGCAGUCUUUCCCAAGAGCUAAAUGAGGUGAGACAUAAAAUACGAUUCUGUAAGCACUUAAUGUAGCACUCUUUGAUGCCAGCUCUGGUGAUGGCAGUGGUGGCCAUAUUACGCAGGUUUUGUA